This is a messenger RNA of Cryphonectria parasitica EP155, 1857 nucleotides long. RefSeq lists its product as uncharacterized. NCBI's taxonomy places the organism in Eukaryota, Fungi, Ascomycota, Sordariomycetes, Diaporthales, Cryphonectriaceae. The transcript is spliced from 4 exons. Bases 1 to 1857 code for a protein of 618 amino acids. The record is from RefSeq and is a predicted model, not a curated record. Gene Ontology annotation, molecular function: catalytic activity.
AUGUCUGGGGAAGCGACGGAGCACGACGCCAAGGAGGGGCUGGUGUUCAAUGGCCCGAUCAGCGACCAGAUGUACAAGCUGUUCAUCAAUCCAGAGAGUGUCUCGUCUUUGUUGGCCAAGGAUCCCUCCAUGGCGCCAGGAAAGGCGUGGAAGGAGUUGUACGGUCACCACACUGGCAAUCACGUGGACAAGCACGACGAAAAUGAUCACCUGGAACGGGCUGCCGAGUGUGGACAUUGGGGUCCGACACAACCGAGCGAAUUGUUCCUGAAGCAAUGGAUCCCAGACAUUGUAAGGCACAUGGCCAACUGCAUCGUCAGGGCCGAGAAGGAGGUUUUCCUCGCCACCAACUACUGGGCCAACAGUACGGCAUCCAAGUUCAUCACCGAUGCCAUGCGGGAGCUGUCGCGCCGGGCAGGUGAGAGGGGCACCAAGGUCGUCUUCAAGCUGAUUUACGACAGAGGCAGCCCAAAGCAACUGGUUGAGCCUCACUACGUCGUCUCAGAGAAGGAGUUCACCGGACCCAAGGUUAAGAUCCCGGCACCGCACGAGAUUCCCAACAUUGACCUGCAGGUCAUGAAUUACCACCAUCCACUCCUCGGAACGUUUCACUGCAAGUACAUGAUUGUUGAUAGGAAGAUCGCCAUCUUGCAGAGCAACAACAUCCAGGACAAUGAGAACCUCGAGAUGAUGGUGCACAUGGAGGGCCCGAUCGUGGACUCGUUGUACGACAUGGCUCUGAUCUCGUGGCACAAGGGCCUUGAACCCCCGCUGCCGAGCCACAACUCUCCUGCCACCCAGGGCGGUCUCUCUUGCUUCGACGAGUCCCAUAAGGGUUUAUUUGGGCCGAACGGCUCUAUUCGCACGACAGCCUUCUUAAAUGCGGGUCAGCAGCCGGGAAAUCAUGUACCGUUGCCCACAGGAGCCUCGGAUUCACUACCGGAGCUUACUGCCGACGACCAGCAUUAUGAUGACAACAUUGCGGGCGAAGUUCUCCGCGUGCAGGCAUCCGUGUCUGCAAAGCAGGGAGAAACGCAGCUUCAGGCUGUGAACCGCCACCUGAACCACACAAUUAACGUCGGAUUCCCCGCCGACGCGCCCGAGUGUGCGCCCGAAGACGAGAUGACGCCGUACAUCCCCCAUACUGUGCACGAGCCUUUUCCCAUCGCCAUGGUCAACCGCGCGCCCUACGGCACACCCAACCACAAGUCGGUCUCGAUGCCCCAAAAUGCAGCCUGGCUCUCGGCCCUGCGCAACGCCAAGAAGAGCGUCUUCAUCCAGUCCCCGACCCUGAACGCAGAGCCGCUCGUCCCGGAGAUCAUCGCUGCCUGUGAGCGCGGCAUCGAUGUGUACUGCUACAUCUGCCUAGGCUACAACGACUCGGGUGAGCUGCUGCCGAUGCAAGGCGGCCACAAUGAUAUGAUCGCCCACAAGCUGUACACUUCACUGUCCGGCCCCGCCAAGGACCGCCUGCACUACUUCUGGUACGUCGCCAAGGACCAGACCAAGCCCAUCAUCCAGGAGAAGAAGAAGCGCAGCUGCCACAUCAAGCUGAUGAUCGUGGACGAGCGCAUCGGCAUCCAGGGCAACGGCAACCAGGACACGCAGUCCUGGUUCCACAGCCAGGAGAUCAAUGUGCUGCUGGAAAGCGAGCAGGUGUGCCGCGCUUGGAUCGACGGGCUGCGGCGGAACCAGAACACACACAUCUAUGGUGCGCUGAACAAGGAGACGGGGAUCUGGACGGAUGACCAAGGGAACAUGGCGGACGGGGCCAUUGGAGUCGAUCCGGGGCGGUUUGCGUGGGCUAAGGGCAUCACGGGCGCCAUCAAGAGGGUGCAGGGUGUCGGCGGAUUCUAG